GAACACAGAAGACUGUGGGUCCAAAGAGAGGCAGAGUGACCAGCUCAGAGAACCAGAGCUGCUGGUAUUUGGUGGAGCCUGCUCCAGUGGCAGAGGAAUUUUGUAGCUUACUGCUUAGCUUGGACUGACACACGCAGAACCUGCACAGUGCUGUCUCCACUCCAGCUGCCCAUGCAAACAAGUGUCUGGGACUCCGAAUCCUGAGGAGUACACACUCUGGGGGUUCCUGCAAAGAAACUGUACACAAGAGGCACAUUGGUCAGAACCGUACCCACCGUAUUCUGUUGCCUGCGGAUUUGAUGAAGGUUCCAGUAAAGGCCCCGAAGAUCAGAAAUCAUAUUAUUCAGCAUUUUGGCAUGUCUACACUGCUGGCUAUGCGACAUCUUUGACUUCGCUCAUUACAGCUCUUGUUAUCUUUGCCAUCUUCAGAAAAUUCCACUGUACACGGAAUUACAUCCACAUGCACCUGUUUGUCUCUUUCAUCCUCAGAGCCGUGGCUGUUUUCAUUAAAGAUGCUGUUUUGUUUGCUGAUGAAAAUAUGGACCACUGCUUAAUGUCAACGGUAUCAAUAUCCUUCCCCCACACCCGCAGUAUUUGGUGUAGCUGGCUAAUCCUUGUUACAGAGGUUGGAUGUAAGGUUGCAAUGGUGUUUUUUCAGUUCAGCAUUCUAGCCAACUUCUUCUGGCUCCUGGUAGAAGGGAUGUACUUGCAAACACUGCUGCUGUUGACCUUUGUUUCUGGCAAACAGUAUGUGUGGUGGUUCAUUUUGAUUGGCUGGGGAACGCCCGUUGUUGUGAUGUCUGCUUGGAUCCUUACCAGAAUCUACAGACAGAAUACAGGAUGCUGGGAUGAUGAUGAUGAGAAUGCAGCGGUGUUAUGGAUCAUCAAGGGACCCAUACUGCUAUCUGUAUUAAUUAACUUCAUUAUAUUUCUCAAUGUCAUCAGAAUUCUGGUGCAGAAAUUGAAAUCUCCAGAGGUCGGCGGCAGCCAUUCGAGCCAUUUUGUGAGACUAGCUAAAUCCACGUUGCUCCUGAUCCCCCUCUUUGGAGUGCACUACAUCGUAUUUGCGUUUUGUCCAGAAAGCACGGGGUUGGAAGCUAGACUUUUUAUUGAGCUGGGCUUGGGCUCCUUUCAGGGUUUUGUGGUUGCCCUUCUAUAUUGCUUCUUAAAUGGAGAGGUUCAGGCUGAAUUAAAGAAGCGACUGCGCAAGUGGCAAUAUCAAGAGUACCUGAACUUCACACGCAAACAUCGGGCCAUGUCCAGAGAAAACAGCCCCAUCAACUAUGUCACUCAGUUAUCACUGCUUGAAAAAAUUAGUCCUAAGAGGAAAAGAUCCAUCUCCCAGAAUGGCACCUCCUUCGUGUGAGCCUAUGAGAUGUUGCGGUUUUGUCGCCUGCAAAAUGAAUGGAAAGAUUGACAAUAUGGAUUCUAUGAAGCUCCUCAUGGCGGACCUUCUUGUCCCAAACAUCUUCCACUCUUCACUGCUGGUGCAGAGAGAAUUAGGGGCCUGAACCUUCGUUCCUGGAGAAUUCACUCCCUUGGGUACACUGACCCCAAUGCUAAAUUACUGUAGUUCCACGCAGGGCCUUGGAAGUCAGUGAAACUGCACCAAUUUACACCAGAAGGGGAGCUGGCCCUACCAAAUCCGUGAUUUUGGUUGCCCAACUUGAGAGAACUUGAAAGAGGACUGCAUUUCAGAACGUACAGAGCAUCUGUCUUCUGAAUACCAGUCCCCUUUAACAUGUCUCAUGAUUUUUAGUACCAUUUACAAAUCUUGGCCCUAGGCGGUUCUGAUUCGGGGAGAGUGGGCAUAGAGGAUGGAUCAUUAGUUUGAUCUCUCCUGGCAAUUCUGAUGUUCAAGGCUGGUGUUCUCUCGCUUUGCUGGAUUUCAGCUAAAGAUGGCUUCCGGGGUCAGUGUCCCUCAUGUUGUCGGCGUUGGCAACAAAGCGCUAUGAGCUAAUGGGUAGAGCAGAGGACUGGGAGCCAGCAAACCACGGCGUGGGGACAGCUUUGCUGGGUGGCAAUGGAGCACUCACAACUUCUUUGCUUCAAUAGUCCUCUCUGCGAACAGGAGGGUGGAGCUGUGCGCCAAAGCUUGAGGCCUUUAUUCAAGGCUGGGUUGGCCCCUUCCAAGGAGAAACUCCUGGGAUUAAGCUAAGGGGAAGGCAGCCUGUGUCAGGAUUUGCCCUGGAAAGCUCCCUCCCAUUGUCCAGUUGAGGGAAGGGUUUUAUUUUCAGGAAUAAUAGGACACAAGACCUGCCCCCAAACCUAGCUGCAGGAAGCCAGGACCAUGGAGUGAAGGAUGGUUGCCUAAUUAGGACUCUAGUGGAUCAAGCUUUGGUCACCAUAACCUUCCUGUGUGAGCUGGCCUUAAGGAGUUUGCCUGAGCUUUUGAAGGUGAUUGAGGUGCCAGAUAGGGAUUUCAGAAGCACCUCAGAGGUGCUUCACUCAGAGUGAAACUGCCUUUGUCAGGUAAACCCUGAAAACCCCACUUUAUUUAUUACUUUAUAUAACUACCACCAGGUGCACUUGAACCCAGGAUCUCUGGAGUUUGGUGUAGGAGCCGCUACAGCUGGAGCUAUAAAGCCAGCUGGUGCUCAGCUUAAGCGGUAGCACUCCCUUGUUCUUAUCUCUCACUGUGAGUGGUCUAAGUGCCACUAUACAGGACAGAGUGCGGGUGACAUUUGCACCCCUCAGUGUCUCAGUUCCCCAUCUGUAAAGCAGAGCCAAUAGUACUGCCUUGCCCCCCCCCAGGGGGUGGUGAAGACCAAUGCAUUACAGGGCGUGAGGCUUUCACAGACCAGGAUAAUGGGGGAGCCCAGACAUAUCUCAGAUGCAAUAAUGUCCCUCUGGCAUCCCUUCCUCCCCCCAUUCCUGGUAGUUCCACUUUGACCCCCUUAGAAAGGACCACACCAUGGAGUCGGCUGUGUAAGUAAGGUCACACAGGCCCAAAUCAGCUUCCCAGACUAGGCAAGGUUGACCAUGAACAACCCCUCCCCACCUGCAGGGCCUCCCAGUGCCUAACCCCAACCAGUCCUGUCCCCAUCCCCUCUCCUCCUCCCCACAGAUGCUGACUCACAGAGAGGCCUUGUUCAGAAUCCAUGGUGGCAGCAUGGGAGGGCGCUGUCUCCUGUUUCCAAGUAGUUGGGGACUCCUUGGCCAUAGGUUCCCCUCUAAGUCUUUGGGCACAAGUCAACACUCAGAUUGUAUUCAGUUGACUUCCUAUUGCAAUGCCUGGGAGUGCACUAGAGCAAAGUGCGUGUCUCAGGGUUUGGGCCUUUGUCGUGCUUUGCCUUGAGUCCAAUGAUCUAGAGCUGCAAAACAUUUUUAACUCUGUUGGAAGAUACCAUUAUUACAACUCUGCCCCAUAGCCCAUUGGAAUCAGCCAGAGCCUUUCUAUUGACUUCAAGCCUGGUAUCUCUAGUUCUCUCACUGAAAACUAGGCAGUACCUAGCUAGACUCUAAACCAAACACUUCACAUCAUCCAGUUGUUACUUAGGAUCUUACCUUUCAGCUCCUGCAACCCUAGUGUCUUCUGUAAAGAGUCAUCGCCUUACAUUACGUCUGUUCCGGGCUCCAUGUCAGCGCUUCUUGUAAAAGAAGCAUCAUUUUUAUCCUUUGUUUAAAAUUCUCUUUACUUAAUGUGAGCAGACAGAUUUGUGGUUUCUUUAGCUGGCUGAUGUUAAACACAUGCAAUAAAAAUAAGAAUGGCUGGUGUGAUAUAGAUCUUCAUGGCAUUACACAGCAGGUGGAAAAUUAAAUAUGACAGAAGUAUAUUUUCUACUGUGGGUCAUUUGAAGUCAGGGAAAUAAAGAUUUACAGCGAUGACAGCCUCACUCUAGACAAGAUUUUCCGA
Molecule: messenger RNA, 3856 nt
Organism: Pelodiscus sinensis (Chinese soft-shelled turtle)
Lineage: Eukaryota; Metazoa; Chordata; Testudines; Trionychidae
Source: RefSeq, a predicted model, not a curated record